UAAGAUAUACACUAAAAGUAACACUUAGCCUUAAACACUGAAAAACAAAUUGACUUUGACUCAAUUGGUUGACUUAUCAUAAGACUAUACUGGUGUCAUAGACGUGGAGGCACAUUCCUCACAAACAUAAACUUCUAUAGCAAAUACUUUCUGCUCUUUCACUAAGAACAUGGCUGAAUAUUUUGUCUUCGAGAUCGCUGAAUCACUGUUAGGGAAGCUUGCGUCUAAUCUUUAUGAAGAAAUAUCUCGAGCCUUUGAUCUGUAUGAGGAUGUGAAAAGUUUCAGAGACACCAUGUCAAUUGUAAAAGGCGUGCUGUUGGAUGCUGAGGAGAAGAAGGACAAGAAGCAUGGGUUGCGUGAAUGGCUCAGGCAGAUUCAAAACGUAUGCUUAGAUGCUGAAGAUGUGUUAGAUGGAUUUGAGUGCCAAAACCUGAGAAAACAAGUUCUCAAAGCUUCAGGCACCACCAGCAUGAAGGUAAACCACUUGUUUUCUUCAUCUAAUUCCCUUGUUUUCCGUUUUAGGAUGGCCUGGCAAAUAAAAAAUGUCACACGUAGAUUAGAUAAGAUAGCAGCUGAUGGGAACAAGUUUGGUCUUGAGAGGAUUGUUUUUUAUCACAGCCCUAUGCAAAGGAGAGAAAUGACUUAUUCUCAUGUUGAUGCUUCAGGGGUGAUUGGAAGGGAGAAGGAGAAGGAAGAAAUUAUCAAGAUUUUGAUGCAACCCCACCCUCGUGGUGAUGGUUAUGGAGAUCAAAAUGUUUGUGUUAUUCCCAUAGUAGGUAUCGGAGGGUUGGGGAAGACCACACUUGCAAAGUUGGUGUUCAAUGAUAAGAGAAUGGAUGAUCUUUUCCAGUUGAAGAUGUGGGUGUGUAUCUCUGAUGACUUUAACCUAAGGCAGAUAAUUAUUAAAAUCAUCAACUCUGAUUCUGAUCCAACCAUUUCUGUUGUUCCUCAAGAAAGCAUGAACAACUUAGAUAUUGAGCAGUUACAAAGUCGUCUUAGACACAAACUUUCUUGUCAGAAGUAUCUACUAGUCUUGGAUGACGUAUGGAAUGAUAAUCGUGCAAAAUGGAUAGAGUUGAAAGAUUUAAUUAAAGUUGGUGCGUUGGGAAGCAAAAUCAUAGUGACAACACGAAGUAACUCAAUUGCUUCAAUGAUGGGCACCGUUCCCUCCUAUGUUUUAGAAGGUCUUUCUGUGGAGAAUUGCUUAUCUCUGUUUCUGAAAUGGGCAUUUAGGGAAGGUGAAGAAAAAGAACAUCCAAAUCUAGUGGAUAUUGGAAAAGAAAUAGUGAAAAAAUGCCGAGGAGUUCUACUAGCAGUGAAAACUUCAGGAAGUUCCCUGUUCUCAAUUUUUGAUUCGGAAAGAUGGGAAAUUAUGAGAGACCACGAGCUAUGGAACCUGAAACAACAGGAAGAUGACAUUUUACCUUCUCUAAAGUUGAGCUAUGAUCAAAUGCCAUCCUAUUUGAGGCACUGUUUUGCUUUCUUUUCUCUUUAUCCAAAAGAUUUUGGCUUUACCAGUGCUGAAAUUGCUAACUUUUGGGCCACACUUGGAUUACUUCGAUCUCCAUUUGGAAGUCAGAAGAUAGAGAAUGUUGGAAAACUAUAUAUUAAUGAGUUACAUUCAAGGUCAUUUUUGGAGGACUUUGAGGACUUUGGCACAGUUUACUAUUUUAAACUACAUGAUUUGGUACAUGAUCUUUCGCUGUAUGUUGCGAAAGAGGAGUUUCUAAUGGUGAACUCGCAUACUAGCAAUAUACCCAAGCAAGUAAGGCAUAUAUCAGUUGUUGAAAAUGAUUCACUAAGCCAUACUUUGUUCCCCAAGUCCAGAGGUGUGAGAACUAUAAUAUUUCCCGUUGAUGGAGUGGGUGUUGGCAGUGAAUCUCUUUUGGAAACUUGGAUAAAAAGAUACAAAUACUUGCGGCAUUUAGAUUUAAGUAAUUCCACUUUUGAGACACUUCCUAAUUCAAUUGCUAAAUUGGAGCAUCUGCGAGCUUUCAGUCUUGAUAAUAACUGCAAAAUAAAAAGACUUCCGAAUUCUUUUUGCAAACUCCAAAACUUAGAAAUGUUGUCUUUAAGAAGAUGUUUGGGGCUUGAAACAUUGCCUAAAGGAUUAGGGAUGUUAAUCAGCCUCCGAAAAUUGUAUAUAACCACAAAACAGUCUAUUUUGUCGGAGGAUGACUUUGCAACCUUGAACAAUCUUCAUACUUUGAUUUUUGAAUACUGUGACAAUUUGAAGUUUUUGUUCCAAGGGGCAGAAGCUCAACUCUCGUCCCUUGAAGUUUUGAUCAUUCAAUCAUGUGGGAGCCUAGAGUCCUUACCUCUGCAUAUUCUCCCUAAACUUCAUGUUCUGAUAGUAACAAGGUGCGUGAUGCUAAACCUGUCAUUGAACAGUGAAACAGCUAUCCAAAGAUUGAAGAUGAAAUAUCUGCAUAUUGAGCAAUGUCCACGGCAACAGACGCUGCCUGAAUGGAUUCAAGCAGCUGCCAACACUUUGAGAACAUUGAUAAUUUUAAAUUGUCAUUGUCUUGAGGUGCUUCCCGAGUGGCUUAGCACACUCACUCAACUUAAGAUGCUCCAUAUAGUUAACUGUCCUCAGUUGUUGGAUUUCCCAAGUAACAUGCACUGCCUAAGAGCCCUUGAAGAUUUGAUCAUAGAUGGUUAUCCUGAAUUGGGUCGAAAAUGUGAACCACGUUCUGGUGAGUACUGGUCCUUCAUUGCUCACAUCAAAUGUGUUUCCAUUGGAAAAACAAGGAAAAUGAAACUCCUUUUUCAAAUGCUUUCACGACUGGGCUUGAACUGCACUCAGUAAAAUUGAAAUGCUCAUUGAGGCUGCAUUUAAAUUCUUAUAAUGUAUGAAGUCAUCUAACAUAAAUAUUAUUUUGUGGCUAUCUUGACAGAUAUUUACACUUUUAUGGCUCAUCUGUUGAACGUUACAACAAUUAAUUUGACAUAAAAGAUAUGGGUUAGUUG
Messenger RNA from Vigna unguiculata (cowpea), 2970 nucleotides. Its product is annotated as putative disease resistance protein RGA1. Lineage: Eukaryota; Viridiplantae; Streptophyta; Magnoliopsida; Fabales; Fabaceae. Gene Ontology annotation, molecular function: ADP binding. The record is from RefSeq and is a predicted model, not a curated record.